AUUAAUUAAAGAUAAAAACUACUUUGUGUGACAUUUUUAGGAAAUUUCAUUUGAUGUUUUCCUUCAAGUCGUGUGGGUGGAACCGAGAAUAAAGCCGAACACAGAACUGGGUGAGAAGAAAUACAUAGAGUUAACGAUAGAACAAAGAAACCAAAUAUGGACACCAGAUCUCUACAUACGGCAGCUACGUGAAAUGAAGAUUUUAAAGCUCUUUGAGGAAAUCUCUAGUCUUCGAAUAUAUGAAAAUAGUACAAUAAGUUUGAGUAUAGGAGCAACAAUUAUCAUAAAAUGUGAUAUGGAUUUUGUUUUAUAUCCAUUAGACGUCCAAAAGUGUCCUGUCGAUUUCAGUAGUUAUAAAUAUUCAGUUAAUGAAAUGGCUUUCCAUUGGCGUAAGGAUAAUCCCCUAACAUUCCCAAAUGAUUUCGGUGAAAAUGGCUUUCGACUUCCUAAAUAUGUGGUAUCUUUCGACCCAAGGGAAGAACCGUAUCCAGUCAACUUUGAUGGUGACGGUAAUAAUGAUAACACAGCACUAUUUUAUGGUUCUGAUCGGAUUUCGGCGCGUCUUGAAAUAACAUUGUCACGGGAAGUGAAAAGCUACUUGCUUGAAAAUUAUCUACCAUCUACACUCUUCACGGUAAUAUCAUGGGGUUCAUUUCUUAUUAUACCAACAAUCGUUCCAGGUAGAAUGGUAUUACUGGUAACAACACUGUUGUCACUUGUCACCAUGUUUGAUACGGUGAGAAAUAAUUCACCAGACGCCUUGGAAUUGAAAUCGAUUGAAGUCUGGCUGUUAUGUUGUACAUUCUUCGUGUUUCUUGCGCUAAUGGAGUAUUUUAUUGUGCUAUUUGGCAUUCGAUAUGAUUCACACUGGCGAAGAACGCAGUUUGUCGCUCAAGCUCAUGCCGCGUCCGGGUUACAUCCACAACCAUCACCGGCUAGAAUUAAUAUACCUAAUCAAAAUCUACAAAUUCCAAAUCAAUCGAGCAUCCCGAAUCUUCCGAACGUUGAAACGCCGCAACAAAGAAAAAAUGGAUUGGAAAAUGCAUCGAGAAUGUUUCAGGCUAAUCGAAUUAAUCCUGAAGAGAAUCGAAGUAGACGAGAUCUAGCUGCAUCGACAUCUGAAAGUCUUCAUACGGCUGAGAAAGUCUCUUCGAUUAUGGGAAGAAAACGCUUUCGAAAUGUUGCCGAUGUGGCACUUCUGUAUGCAGGAUCACAACGAGGCAAAUUGGACCAAAUCUCUCUCGUAUUCUUUCCAUUAAGUUUCCUUUUAUUCACAAUAAUCUACUGGGUUCUUUACCUUAAUGAAUCGCGAAAAAAGUUGAGUAGUUGAGUAAUUAAACAAGCUAUUUUUAAAACGAAUCUAGUCAUUAAUUAUAUUUACCUUUUAACAUGAAAAAAACAUAAGCAGAGGAAGUAUAUUAUAUACAUAAAAUAAUGAUAUUAGAUAUAUUCCAAAUUUGCCUUCUAAUUUCAAGA
Molecule: messenger RNA, 1476 nt
Organism: Chironomus riparius
Lineage: Eukaryota; Metazoa; Arthropoda; Insecta; Diptera; Chironomidae
Source: the annotation of a GenBank genome assembly